Messenger RNA from Venturia canescens, 1115 nucleotides. RefSeq names its product proteasome alpha3 subunit (gene Prosalpha3). The record is from RefSeq and is a predicted model, not a curated record. The coding region runs from base 158 to 931 and encodes 257 amino acids. The transcript has 3 exons. NCBI's taxonomy places the organism in Eukaryota, Metazoa, Arthropoda, Insecta, Hymenoptera, Ichneumonidae. Gene Ontology annotation, cellular component: cytosol; proteasome core complex; nucleus. Gene Ontology annotation, biological process: ubiquitin-dependent protein catabolic process; proteasomal protein catabolic process.
AGCGCUACGAACGCGCUUUCGGGUUCGGGCCGCGAGAAUCGCAAUACGAGAACCGAGCCCGAGAGUUUACUGUUGCUGAUGCGAAAGUGCCGAAAUAUUCGUUUUAUCGAAUAAGUUGCAGUUAUUAUCUACUAAUAUCGAUAAAUAAUUUUAAAUAAUGGCUCGACGAUACGAUACUAGAACAACGAUAUUCUCGCCCGAGGGCAGAUUAUAUCAAGUCGAAUAUGCCAUGGAGGCAAUAAGUCACGCAGGCACUUGUCUUGGGAUUUUGGCAAACGAUGGUAUUCUUUUAGCCGCGGAAAGACGAAACACCAACAAACUCUUGGAUGAAGUAUUUUUCUCUGAAAAAAUCUACAAAUUGAACGACGAUGUAGUGUGUUCCGUUGCUGGAAUAACAUCCGAUGCUAAUGUGCUCACCAACGAAUUACGGCUCAUUGGUCAGCGAUAUUUGCUGCAAUAUGGUGAAACCAUUCCUUGUGAGCAAUUAGUCUCCUGGCUCUGCGACGUUAAACAGGCCUACACUCAGUAUGGUGGAAAAAGACCAUUUGGAGUAUCCAUUUUGUACAUGGGCUGGGAUCGUCAUUACGGGUACCAGCUUUAUCAAUCUGACCCCAGUGGCAACUAUGGUGGCUGGAAAGCUACUUGUAUCGGCAAUAAUUCUGCUGCAGCUAUUUCCUCGUUGAAACAAGAAUACAAAGAAGGAGAAACUACCUUAAAAGAUGCUCAGGCCCUUGCCAUCAAAGUUUUGUCCAAAACACUGGACAUGACUAAACUCUCGUCCGACAAAGUCGAGAUGGCGACGCUAACACGCGAAAAUGGGAAAACGAAAAUUCGCAUUUUACCAGCAACUGAGGUGACCGCACUCAUCGAAGAACACGAUAAGAUUGAAGCUGCUGCUGAGCAGGCCAAAAAAGAGAAACAAAAGCUGUAAAUUUCAUUAUCACUAGAAUUAUAUGUGCCUGAGCUCAGAUGCGGUGCGAAGAAAAUCAGAGUGAUUUGGUGUCAAUAAAAGAUAUUGCUUUUUUUUUCAACAUCACUCGUUGUAUCAUCAAUAUCUACGAUAUACCGUUUAGGCAACCGAAUUUUUUUAUACUAUAAAUAUCUAUGAAUCUCUC